Acanthaster planci (crown-of-thorns starfish) is the source of this 7831-nucleotide messenger RNA. Its product is annotated as cytosolic carboxypeptidase-like protein 5. NCBI's taxonomy places the organism in Eukaryota, Metazoa, Echinodermata, Asteroidea, Valvatida, Acanthasteridae. Gene Ontology annotation, biological process: proteolysis; protein deglutamylation. Gene Ontology annotation, molecular function: zinc ion binding; metallocarboxypeptidase activity. The record is from RefSeq and is a predicted model, not a curated record.
AUCACACCGGCUACUGGUACAAGGGACAGAUGCUGGCGUCUACACUUAUUUUUAUAAAAUUUUAAUGAACUCAGAUUUCGAGAUAAAGUAGAAUGGUAAAUUUUUAGAGUUCACCCAUUUAAGAGCAAGGAAGUUCUCGUAGAUGAAUGGGGUCCAGGGAGUAUCUCUGUUGGUGUUAAAUUCAUGAGGAAGGAUGUGAUCCGGACUAUUCUCUGGUUGCUAGUGGCAACACAGGCUAAACCUCCCGCUCUCGUCUCCUUGACCUGACCAUGGAGUACCGCAGCGGAGGUCUCCUCUUCACGUCAAAGUUCGACUCUGGCAACUUGGCCCGGGUCGAGCGUGUUUACCAUGAUGACGAAGAUGAUGUGACCAUCAGACGGGUUGGUGACCCCAGCCCGACACCAGACUAUGAGUUCAACGUGUGGACCAAGCCGGAUUGUGGUGGGACGGAGUUCGAAAAUGGCAACAGGUCGUGGUUCCACUUUGCCAUCAAGGGCUGCCCAAUGAACAAGCUGGUAAAGAUCAACAUCAUGAAUAUGAAUAAGCAAGGGAAGCUGUACAGCCAGGGCAUGGCGCCCGUGGUCCGCGUACUACCCCAGAAGCCCAAGUGGGAGAGAAUAAGGGAAAGACCGACCUACGAGAAUGCUGAUGGUCAGUUCAUCCUGACCUUCACCUACCGUUUUGAGUACCGUUUCUCCUCCGUCUACUUUGCCUUCUGUUACCCGUAUUCCUACCUCGAGUGCCAACAGAGGAUGGAUGAAUUGGACACCCAGUUUACCCAAUGCCAAAACCUCUCGCCAUCAAGCCCCGUCAACUCCAUUUACUACCACCGGGAGCUGCUCUGCUACUCGCUGGACAGGCUGCGCGUAGACCUCAUGACCAUCACCUCGUGCCACGGACUGACCAGUGAGAGAGAGCCACGGCUACCCAAGCUGUUUCCGGACCAGUCCUUGCCACGCGCUCACAAGUUCCGAGGCAAGAGGGUAUUUGUUCUAACCAGUCGAGUUCACCCGGGAGAGACACCGGCAAGCUUCGUCUUCAAUGGCUUCCUGGAGUUCAUCCUGCGGCCCAAAGACCCCCGGGCCGUCCAGCUGCGGAGGCAGUACGUCUUUAAGCUGAUCCCGCUCCUCAACCCCGACGGGGUGCAGCGCGGCCACUACCGGACGGACCAGCGGGGGGUGAACCUGAACCGUGUGUACCUCGACCCGGACUUUGCCGUCUACCCGUCCAUAUUUGCCGCCAAGAGCCUUAUCCUGCACCACCACAUGAGCUCCAGGGUGAUCGCGAGUCCGAGCCCGAGAAAGGCCGACUUGAAGCCUGUGGUGGGGCGAAGCGAAAAGGGUGAGGGAGAGGGCGUUGUGGCAGUUGUAGCCCCCAGUGUUGAGGUGCAACAUUCUCCAGCAAACGCUAUAGUUGUUGUCCAUGAAGGAUCCGGGGAAGCUGCUGAGCUGAACACUGAAUGCCAAACGGACAGCACGAUGGACCAUCUCCAUGUGAAACCGGACAGGGAUGUUGUAACUGAUAACCAACAAGGUCAAGCAGAGCUGUUGGAUACCAGCCGGCUGGAUUCUAACACUGCUGCCAUGACCGCGGAACGAUUGGACAGCAAAAGCUUUAUGGAGAGCGAGACACGGUCGCACAUUUCCUCCGUUGCCAAGGAGAGCUCCGUGGAUGGCGAUUCAGGAGGCGAAGAUGACGAAGACAGAACCUUCCAACGAGCUCCUCAGGACGGGGUCACAAAGCCAGACCCAACCCCAGCAGCUGACGAAACCGGCUUGAACAUCUCGCCCAGCGAGAGCGGAGUGGCGCUCUACAUGGACCUCCACGGCCACGCCUCCAAGCGGGGUUGCUUCGUGUACGGCAAUCACUUCGAGGACGAGGAGAGGCACGUGGACAAUCUCCUCUUCCCCAAGCUGAUCGCCAUGAACUCAGCCCAUUUCGACUUCGACGGGUGCAACUUCACGGAAAAGAACAUGUACACCAAGGACAAGCGAGACGGCAUGUCCAAGGAAGGGAGCGGGCGUGUUGCUGUACACAAAGCCACUGGGAUUAUACACAGUUAUACCUUGGAGUGCAACUACAACUCCGGCCGUUUUGUCAACUCCCUCUCCCCAGCGACCAUGGACGACGGCCGCGCCACCCCGCCGCCCCUCGCCGGCUACCCACCCAAGUACACCCCUGCACACUUCGAAGAGGUUGGCCGUGCAGUUGCCGUAGCAGCCCUGGACCUCACGAACACCAACCCCUGGUCACGACUGGCAUCCACCGAGUACAGCAAUGUCAUGGGCGUACGGGCCUGGGUCCAGCGGUACAUUCGGAGCAUGCGCGGGGCUCCCUCGCUCCCCAAGAAGAUGGCAAGAGUAGCCUCCAAGACCUCUAGCAUAGUUGCAAGUGCCACUGCCAAUGCACUCCACAACCGGCCGCGAUUCUCCUGGAGCGAUACAGCGACGAGUCAGACGCCCUCUGGACCUCAAAAUAAUCCAGUUUCAUCAUCGGUGUCGGCGACGACCACAACGGCUGCCAAGAAAACAGCGACGCGCCAUCUUGGACCAGUCAGAGAAACAAAAGCAACACUUGAAAGGAAGAAGCACUUGCAACAACUGCAGGGGUCAAAGUUGGCAUCAGCCUCCAUUCCAGCCUUCGGUAGCACCACCCUGAGGUCAUACCCCCUCCCGAACCAGGGUCGACAAGCCCUCCCAAACCCCACAACGUCGCACCACUCUAGCACCCCUCAGGUCACCGCGGGCUCGACAAGCAGUCUCAAGCCACACAAGACGAGCCUGCAGUCACAGAGCAGCCUGUUGCAAGGGGUGCCGCACCCCCACGUUCAUGGGGUGACAAACCCGGUGACGCACGGGAUGCCCCCACCCAUCAGACAUGGAGUGACGCUCCCGGGCACGCUCAAAGGCAAGCCCCAGAGGCCGAGCGAAGAUAUGCAGUCAACGCCAAAUGUCGUCCACGAGUUACUCAGCAAUGUGAUGAUAAAAGCACUGGAAGAGUCCAUGAUGGCACAAACGAGGGGUGUAUCGAAGGUUUCUUGCGUCUCGCUCUCCCCCCUGCCGUCCCCUUCCCUGGAAGCCCCUCCCCCCUCGCAUGCCCAGGCCGCUAAUGCUGCCCAGUCUGACUCCAGCAACCGCACGGCAAUGCCCAUCCCCACCCUGACACCGGGCGUCAAAGUUCCCACCAAUCACAAGAUGCUGUUUCGGAUGGCCAACAAUGAGGCAGUUGCCAGUGAUGACAACAUCAACCCUAUGAAGCAGCAGGAUUCACCAAGCUCGGAACCUACCAAGAGACGCAAGAAACCAUCGGGGUUGAAGCGACGCAGCGCCUCACACAGCCCCACCCGCAAGGGGCGACGCACAGGGAGGGGGAAAGGGAGCGAGACGGACAGCGAGAAGGAGAAGAAACAGGGUCGGAGGCGCAGAAAAGGAUCCAUGGUGACAAGCCAGUCGGACCCCUUGACAAGUGAGAGCGUGCCUGACUUGAAUAUUGGACCACAGAAUGGGCACGACCAGACACCAUUAAGAAGACGAAGCUCAGACUUUGCAUCACCAGACAUAGCCAGCCAUCGCUCCAGGCUAGCCGCCCGCUUUGGCAAGUCGCAUUCCUUGGGGGAGAAUCCGGAGUCAAGUGUUUCAUGCCAAGUGGUGGACCUGAACAGCAUGAACAGUAACUGGAAGCCUAAGAAAGAGGUCUCCUUCUGGAUGUGAGGGUGGACUGACUGGAACUGGAUUGAACUGGAUCAGUUUCAGGCCUCCGUCUGUCUGUUGAGCAUGAACGGUCAGAAGCUGGAUUGAACUGGAUCAGGAUGGUUCGGCUUUCCUGGAUGUGAACGUGUAGUGACAUGUAAUGGAUUGAGCCGGAUCAGUCUGUUAUGGGUUUCCUUGUGGAUGUGAGUGUGGAGUCAGGAACUAGAUUGAACCGGAUUAGUCUGGUUCAGGUCACUGUGCACUCACGUCCAGAUGGAGACCUGCACCAGACCGUCUAGUUUAAUCCGCCUGAGCCAGAUCAGUCCGGUUCAGGUCUCUAGAUAUGAGCCUGGAGUGAUAGGAACAGGAUCAAACCAAAUCAGUCUGGUUGACACCGGAUUAUAAAGGAUUAGGUAAACCAUACAAACCUCCUAUCUUGGAAGAGGCAAAAGCCCUUGUCACACGACAACAAAAAAACUCGCAAGGCUUGAGACACAAUUUCAGAGCAGGGAUUGUUUACUUUACAGACUGUGAUGGGUCCCUUUCACACGGCACCGUGAGACGCUUACACUUAUUCCGCGGGUUGCCAGUGGACUCCACACUUACUGAGCACAAAUACCGCUAGUACCAGAGCAAUGAGAGGUCAAAGGUUGGAGACCAUCAAUGAAAAAUGGCUCAUGCUACAUCGGCAGAGUCAAACUUGCAGAUGAUAAAACGUUCUCCCGAAACCAAUGUUUCGGAGAGUACCAAAUAGCAGAAAAGUUCCAAGAGGGGCUGGGAGUAUGAUGAGACUCUAAGCCUUAUAACUGCCAUGGAAAACGUCGGGAUUAUGGCGAAAAUAGACGGCAUGGUCCACAAUAGCCAUGUGUGCUGGGAAGUCGCGGAAGGUAUUCCCUAUUGCACUGGCGAGUGCGCCACGCCAGGAUCGCUGGACAUAUCAUGCCUGAAAUGAAGUUAAAGGGCGCUCGUGCUGUGUGGGAUUGCAGGUCACUAUGCAUGCUCACUGUGUAGGUUAUCUCAGGGGAUAUUGUACAAUAAACAGUGCGUCCAUUCACACGACCGUUUCUCAUGGGUUGCUUGAGAAAUCUUCCGCUAGCAGAAGAUUUUGUCGUAGGUCCAGACCUCCUCCAAAAAAUCUCAAGGAUUCACCAGGAAUGCUUGUCACUCUCAAGCAUUAGCGACCUUUCACACGAUGGCAAGUUUGUAAGAUUUCUCAAGCAUGAGAAAAUUUCUCAAACCUUGCUAGUUUUUUUGUCGUCGUGUGAAAAGAGCUAAAGUCAUUUUUAUGUGUGUGAUGAUGUAACUCGUUUCUAUAACAAAGAGUGCUGUUAUUGGGGUCUAAACAGUCACCAAUGUAUGCUGCUCAAAAGAACAAAAAUUGUAUUCUUGGAAUCCAAGUAAAUAAAUUAAACUGUCAAAUUAGAGAAAUGUCAAUUUUGGACAGGGGCCAAUUACAUGUAUAUUGGUCUUGGAUGAUUUUGUUAAAAAUUUUGGGCCAGUUUUGAGUGGGUCUGAAUGGACUUGGACCAGUUUAGAAUGUUUCCACCAACUUUGAUCAGCAUAUGUAUUCUCAUGCUAGUGAUUCUAAGUAUCAAACUUGAAUAAUCUACCAGAAGUGUUUCAGAGUACUGUUCUUUUUUUUUAACAUUUUCACGACAAUCACAUAAUUGUACAUUAAAUGCCACAACUUACAUGUAUUCCUGCCAUUAAGAUCUCCACCAGAUAUCAUUUUUUUGUCUACCUCUUUGAUUCAAAGUCUGAAAAUCUACGACUAAAUUACUGCGAUGUUGCUGCACAGUCUUAACUGGAGUCAACAAACAUAUAUGAAAAGGACCUUUAUUCAUUAUGUGUUUCAGUUAGCUGCUUCCUGAACCAAAGACCAAGGUUUGUCCCAGAGGUAAUCCCGUCUGCUACACAAGUGUGUUAGUGUUUGUCUUCCGCAGUCUGGUAACUCAGUGUCUCACUACAAUGAUACACAAUAUGUAUACAUUGGCAUUGCGAGGCAACUCCCCCCUUCCCCAGAAAAAAAAUAAAAAUGACAGAAAACUUUAAAAGGGAUGAAAAGCAGCAAUUUCAUUGAAAAACAUCAAUAUUGGUUCCCUUCCGGUGUAAAUGGUUCAUCAGUUUGAUGCUAAUGAAUGCCCCCCCCCCCGGAAGUUUCCCUUGGAUGUAAACCUGGCAUUGCCCAUGUUUGUACACUAAUUGAUUGACCUUUAAUACUGAAAAGUUGAGCAGAGGUAAUUCAGUACUUGCAUAUUGUACAUUUUGCUUGCUGUGUUCUUUCACAAUGGGAUCAUUACCAAAAGGUUCUCAUACACAAGAAUGUGUGUUUGUGUAAGUAUGGCACCACUUCAGUGCAGUGCCUUCUGAAUGGAAUUUUUCCAUUAGGAGUACAUGUAUAGAGGGUUUGCGUGGCUGCCAUCUUGCAGGCCAGUGCUAUUUUUCCGCAGGGUAUGCACAAAGGCGGUUUCCCUGUGGAACACAAGAACUGCCCUGCAAGAUGGCUACCACGCAAAACCUCUAUUUUAUAUUUGCUGUUUAGUGAAGCCCAGUACAGUGGUGUGCAUGUUAGGCCAGGCUAGCAUUAUGUGUAGUGUAAAUUGUGUGUGUGCAUCGCUGAGUCGUGUGUAGUUAGAAACCUGCACCCCUAGUGGAUUGUGCGUGAAAAAGAUAGGUGAAAACACAUUUCAGUACUUCUCAAAUGACCUCUAGUUUCACUGUAACAUUCCUUUUCUCUGAAAUAAUGAUUGUACUUUUUAAGUUGUUACUUUUCUUGACGUGCUUUUUCUCCUGUGUUUUAAACAGAGCUAAGUUAUUUGUAAAUAUUACUGGAGAUGAAGAAUUGUGCCCGUCCAUAGACUAAUUCACGUUGUGAAACAGUUGUUGAUGUCAAACGUGCUGUGCCAGUCUAGGUUUUAUCUUUUGAAUUUUUCUUUACCAGAACUACGAAGUACUCAAUGAGAUAUUACUUAAUAGUUUUAAUAGAGAGAGACAAUCUUAAAGUUUAAGUUCAUAAAGCCAGUUCCCAUCUUAUGAAAUGUUGAUUUUAUUUUUACGUACUUUCUGAUGCCAGUGUAUGGAACCUAAGCUGUUCCAAAGAACGUUCUGUGUAUAUAUGUCGGUGACGCUUUAAGGCAGAUAUUGAAAUCGUUUCAAAAGUGUGGUGCUUUGUUCCUGUGAUAUGCAAAAAUAUUCAGCAUUAUGGCGUCAGUCUCUUGUUUGUCAUGUGUUUUCUUUGUUUUUGUGCGUCCAUGAUUUUUAGGAUGACAGCUGUUGUGAAGGUCUUAAUGGAUUGCACUUGUCGCAAAUUUAUGCGGCUUUUACAGCUUUGCAUUCUGGGACGCACUUUCUUAACCUUUGCUUCAGUUUCAUCCCGGGCUCUGUCUACAUUUAGUACAUCCUUGACUUUGCAGAUUUCUAUCCAAUGUGGGUCAAGUUUUACUCCUGGAUACUGGGAAUCCCAUGAGAUAAAGUCAGAGAUGAGAAGUGUUUCAUUAUUUUGGUUAAAACAUCAAAGACCAUUGACUGGUUUGGAGGUCAAAAAGGAAUCCCCAUCAUACGUGAAGUCGAGCUUGGAGAAAGUGUUGAAUGGAUGCACGAUUUUACCCCUUUCUUGGGGUUUCAUUUAUCUUUGUCAUAAAGUUAACGAUUCUGGUCAACUAAAUGGUGCCCCAACUCUUGACCCAUGGGUUUGACCAGUGCGGGAGAAGGGGUUUAUUUUUUCAUUACAAUCCCCGCGGGGAGAGAAGUCAUCUCAACCAAAAUACAAAAUUCUUGACCAAAAUCUGUCAAAUUUUCUCCACAGGAGUGAAGCACUUUUUCCCCCAUAGAGGCCUUUUCCCAUUAUAGAGGGUUUGCACAGCAGCCAUCUUGCAGGCCAGUGAUUCUGUUCCACAGGGUAUACACAAAGGUUUCCCUGUGGAACAAAAGAACUUCCCAGCAAGAUGGCUACCACGCAAAGCCUCUAUAGUGUUUGAUACAAACUUGCCAUUAGCAACUUCAAUAAUUGAGUUAUCCAGUGGACUAUAAAUGAAAACAGCUUGAGUUUUGGAUACACAUCUUCCUCUUUUUUCAAUUCUGAAUAUUUCUUUUUCUAUCUGGUUGUACAAUGUAUUCUAUGUUGUGACUGCUGAAUAAAGUAC